CGAGGGCAAAGGGGCAACGCGUCCAACCGGCCGGACCUCACCGGCUCAUCCCUCAUCGCCCUAGUCCCCAAGGGCCAAGUCCCCAACCCCGGCUGACGACUGUGCCCGUCUCCUUCCCUGAUUCAUCCGCAAGCCCACCCGUCGGCGAUCGUCCAUGACGGAGGAUCGAGCGCACAAGGUCGCCGACGAGCCCGCCGCCUCAGGCAGGCAAAGACCUGAAAGGAAGAAGAGGAAGUGGGAUCAACCCGCGGAGGACUUGGUCUCCGCGGCGGUGACGGCUGCUGCCGUGUCGGGGAUGCCUGUGAUGAAUUUCGGUGCUCUUCCUGGCGUUGUACUGCCUGGCGUCACCGCAUAUGGAGCUGCUACAUUGCCAAGUGUAGUCCCUGUUCCGUAUUCAUUGCCGCCCCAUAUUGCACCAUCGGUGCUCCAGAAUGCUGCUGCAGCAGCCCAGAAAUUGAGUCAGGCAAAAAUACCAGAUGAGGUCAUUGCACGGGAAAUUGUUAUAAACGAUGCAGAUCCAUCUGUGCGAUAUAAGCUUACAAAACGACAAACACAAGAAGAGAUUCAGAAAUGCACAAACACUGUCAUCAUUACCAGGGGAAAAUAUCACCCUCCAAAUUUACUUCCUGAUGGUGAGAAGCCCCUCUAUCUACAUAUCUCUGCUGGAUCUCAGUUGAAAGAUACUGCUGAGCGCAUUAAGGCAGUUGAUCGUGCAGCUUCAAUGAUUGAGGAAAUAUUGAAACAAGGAACAACCUCAGAGUCCAUAUCGGUCCCUUUCUCCUCUAGCACUGGACAAGCUGUUCGUCCUUUUAGUGCCUCAGUUUUUUUGGGUUUUGAUGCAGAUCCAUCAUUGAAUAUCACAGCUCGAAUCCGUGGUCCAAAUGAUCAGUACAUAAAUCAUAUCAUGAAAGAAACAGGGGUUACUGUUGUACUAAGAGGAAAAGAUUCGGAGAAUCUUGGCAGUUGUCAUAGUGAAGCCUCACAACAACCUCUACACCUAUACCUCACAAGUAUGCAUUUAAAGAACCUAGAAGCUGCAAAAGUUUUGGCAGAGAACCUCCUGGAUACAGUAGCAGCAGAAUUCGGUGCUUCCAGAAUUUCUUCUUCAAAAGUAUAUGGUGCUGUUCCACCUCCUCAGCAGUUGUUAGCUGGUGUCGACACCUCAGGAACGAAAUCAGAUGUUCACUAUAUUGUAGGGCCCAAUGUGUUAUCGGGAGCUACACAUUCCUUUGCAUCUACUGGAGUUAUUGCUCCUGUUGUUGCUCCUGCAGUGACAGUGCAAUCAGGGGCUCCAACAUAUUCUGGGGUUCCACUACCCAGUAACAUGGCCUAUCCUAUUCCACCAGCAAACGGUGGGGCAUUUUACAGUGGUUAUGGGGACAUUUAUCCCCAAGCAACUCCGUUGCAGCAGCUGGCAUUCACACUCAAGCAUGCCUCAUCGUCGGCAACUCAGGCUGUUCCAGUGACGUCCACACCAACAAGCAUGGCUACAAAGGGGAACUCAAUCUUGGAUGCGGAGAUGGAUAAACGAUCCCGAAGGAAAUUCCAGGAACUACCGGUUUCGAAGGGCCCAGCAACAGAAAGUCAGAACUCACAACAGGGGUCCAAAUUUGUUAAGACAGGUUUAGAUAGUUCAGGUAACAUUGGGAGCUCAUCAAUUGCACCUCCGAAGAAAGUUCACCCUGGAUCAAAUGGAAUGCUUCCGCAAGAAGAAGCGGAUAUGCCAUCACAUCUCUCUAUAUCCACUAAGAUGCUACCACCACCCCUGAAGAGCAUGCUGCCACUGCCACCCAGAAGCAUGCCCCCACCACCACCUAAGAGCAUGCCUCCACCGCCACCAAAAUUUCCUUCAGAUGAGUUUUUGUCAAGAAACGAGAACAAGUUUUUUCCUUUAAAGGAGCCAACAGCACCUCCAAGGUCCUUUGAUGCAAUAUCAGUCUUGCCAUCUGAACGACGACCAAGGGAGCCUAAGGAGGAAAAAACAAAAGGCACACCUGUGUCUGAUACUUUGCUGAAACUUAUUGAUUAUGGAGAUGACGACGAUGACGGCGAUAUUGAUGUGACAGACAACACACCUAAGGGCAAUCCAACUCCUGGUUCAGAGCAGAAACCAUUUUGGGCUGUUUAAAACUGGGUCUGCUAACGUAGUCUAGUGUGAAUUCUUGUUGAUAAGGAUGCUUGCUGCCUUGGUGCAUCUUCUGAAUUGAAGAGGCAAUCGAGCUCCUUGUUCGUGUACUGUAGUAAUUCUAACAGGCAAUGAGAUUUCUUUGAACUUGUAUUCAUUCUGGCCUAGUCAAAAUGAACCGUUUGUUGUUUUGGUUCAGAUACGAUGAUGUUUCGUUUUUAGAUUCGACGUUGGUUGCUGAACUCGUAGCAUUUUAAUGUCGGUAUUAUAUAAUUGUUAGAGCCUAUGUCAAUUUUGUAUCCACUGUCGUGCAAAUUUAAUUUUUGUAAUC
This is a messenger RNA of Zea mays, 2456 nucleotides long. Its product is annotated as ROUGH SHEATH2-interacting KH-domain protein. The record is from RefSeq and is marked validated. NCBI's taxonomy places the organism in Eukaryota, Viridiplantae, Streptophyta, Magnoliopsida, Poales, Poaceae. The transcript is spliced from 12 exons. Gene Ontology annotation, molecular function: RNA binding. Gene Ontology annotation, cellular component: nucleus. The coding region runs from base 155 to 2128 and encodes 657 amino acids.